Molecule: messenger RNA, 2029 nt
Organism: Ruditapes philippinarum (Manila clam)
Lineage: Eukaryota; Metazoa; Mollusca; Bivalvia; Venerida; Veneridae
Product: sterol carrier protein 2-like
Cellular component (GO): cytosol
Molecular function (GO): acyltransferase activity, transferring groups other than amino-acyl groups
Source: RefSeq, a predicted model, not a curated record
GCAUUUUUCAAUGGGAAGUUAAAGAUCAAAGGAAAUACUGGUCUGGCAAUGAAGUUGAAAGACCUAAAAAUGCCAGAGGGUGGAAUGAAAGCAGCACCAGCCAGUGGUAACUCAAAACCAGGGUCAGAGUUCAAAGUGGCGCCUGUGUUUGACCUAAUUAAGGCAGAAAUUGAAAAGGAUGGGGCCAAUAUUGUAAAGAAGAUGAAAGGAGUGUUUUGUUUCCGUGUGAAGAAUGCCCAGGGUAAGGAGGGUAUAUGGAUCGUUGAUGCCAAAAAUGGUACAGGCUCUGUGUCACAUGGUGGACCAGCUAAAGGAGAUGUAACUAUAGUAAUGAAUGAUGAAGAUAUGCUCAAUUUAAUGUCAGGAAAACUUAAUCCACAAAAUGCGUUUUUCCAAGGCAAGUUAAAGAUUCAAGGGAACAUGGGCCUAGCAAUGAAACUCAAGGAAAUUCAACCAAAAGGACAGUCAAAGUUAUGAUGUGCUGAUAUAACUGUGAUAAUAACAUUCUGAAUCAUGAUUACACUCUUCUGAAAUAUGAAAUUGUGACCAAAAUAAUCAAUCCAUGAUUUUUGUGCUUUCUGUUUGGACAUAUAAUAUCUGAUAACUUAAUUGAUCAGUGACUUAAACUCAAAAAUUCCCGAACUUAAUAGAUCAAUGAAUUAAUUUAAUUCUCAAAGUCAAGUCAAAGAUUGAAAGUGUCUUGAUAAUUGAAUGCUUAAUUGUCUGGUUUUCAAUUGCUCAUAGUUAUUGUAGUUUUGCUUGAUAAUUUAUGGAUUGCACAAACUAAACUGUUGAAAUUUAUAUUUGUGUAUAAAUACUUGAAACAAAGUAUUAUUUUAUAGGCUGAAAGAUUUUUAUUUCUUUGUUUGAUUAUAUUAUAUAUCAUGCAUCAAAUUUAAACAGAGAGAAAUUUAUAGUGCUAUUUAUAAUUUAUUAUUUUGAAGAUCAUGAAUAUUUAAAUUUUUGAAUCUUUAGUAAAACUGUUAGAAAGAAAUUAGCCUUUGCCACUAGAAAAGAGGCAGGCAAGUCUGCACAUACAUGCAGUCUGACCAGACUAUAUACUGUUGGUAGACUGAUUUUUUAUUUUUUUCAUCCUGUUUUCCCCAAAAUGUAUAAUGAACAGUUCCAAAAAUUGAAGCUGGACAAGUUCAUUUAAGAAAUACAACAGGGCCUAAGACAUUAUGUAUUGAUAUACAUUCAUAAUUCAGAAAUUGAUUAUACUUGCAGGUUAAUUGUAUCAGUUGAAAUUGAUUCUCAUAUUCAUCAAAUUGUUCAAUAUACAAACUCUUGAAUAGUUAAUACACUGAUUUAACAUUGAAAGUAUAAUUGAUCAAUAUAAGGAUGAAUUUGAAAACUGUUUGCUCGCAUGAAUAAAUGUAGAUGACCAGUAAGAUUCUUUUUAAGGGAUGGUGGGGGAAAAUGUACUUAAGAUUAAAUAAAUUUUUAUUUAUUUCUUAUGAUCUGCUCUAUUUAUUGUUACAUGUCCUUGAAAUAAGAUAUUGCUUGUUAUGGAUUUUGAAUAAAUAAUCACUGAGUCAAUAUGAUUUGCUUGAGAUCAUAUUUCUGAUCUAAAUUAUGAUACUGAUGCAUUAUUUAUUAGUGGGACUUGGUUCUAUUUUACAUAUUACAAAAUAGUUUUGAUUACGACAUGUUUAAUAUGCUAUUUUGUUGAAUUGACAUGCAUGUAUUUUCUAAUUUAUCAAUAUUUUUUUAAAUUCAGUUGCCUAAGAAUUGUGCUUGAUUUUUAAGAUGGUACAUUUAUAAAAUAAAUCGAGACACUGUUCAGCUGUUUGGAAUAAGACUGUCAGUCAAGAAAAUCAACAGAAUAUAUAAUAGGAUUUAAGUUACAAUGCCUUCAUAUUGUUGGGUAUAUGAGUACUUUGUAUCCGAAAGUUUAUAUACAUAUAUAUGCUUAUGAUUUAUAGAAAAUUUACAUAUUUCAAUUUACAUAUUUUUGCCUUCACAGACAUUUCAUAUAAAAACAAUUAAGUGAUUGCUUAAGAUAUAGAAAAAAUAAAAAAUAUAAUGA